Anoplophora glabripennis (Asian longhorned beetle) is the source of this 936-nucleotide messenger RNA. RefSeq lists its product as uncharacterized. The record is from RefSeq and is a predicted model, not a curated record. Lineage: Eukaryota; Metazoa; Arthropoda; Insecta; Coleoptera; Cerambycidae. The coding region runs from base 247 to 669 and encodes 140 amino acids. The transcript has 2 exons.
AAUUGCAUCACUGUGUUUGAGUAUAUUCUCGCUGCGUAGUAACGGGUGGAUUUACAAAAAUAACUUUCACUUCGCAUAGAAAAAAUGUACUUGCUUUGAUGUUUAUGUAUGAACGGUCCCAGGCAUAGUAGUUUCUGAAGGAACAAUUCGAGUAGAAGCGGCCAAAACGACACGAACUUGUGGUGUGGUACGUGCGUGAAUAAUGUUUUUGUGUGAACCAAGUCCAAGUAGGUGUUUCGGUAGCAGAUGCAGGUCCUUUUCAUGAGGAGUUUUCGAAGUUUCCUCGCCGUGCCGAUUAGAAGGGCGAUGGGCAGAUCAGAUCCUAGACCAGACAGGCAGAAGGAUCCUAGCGACGACGACAAGAUCAAAGACAAGUAUAAGACUGAGCUGAUAAUCCGCCCCAGGUGCAAGGAAGUCAUCAAGCAGGCGUACAACACAACCCCCGUGGCCAAAAAUUCACCGAAGAACCAGGACAAAAAGAAGGACGACCACACGUCAGACAGGCGGACGGACGACUCUCCCCAGUUCGAGUACAUAAAGAAGAACCUGUGCAUAAAGACCUGCAUAGGCAACGGGGAGGUACUGAGAUUCCAGGUGAAGAAGGUCACCAUAAGGAACUACACCCCCAAGAUAUUGAACCAGGAAAUAAAUAUGGGGAUGUGGAUGUGAGCAAAAGCGUUAUUGUCUCGUUUCUCCAGUGCAAAUAUCCCGUGUUAAAUAUAUAAUCUAGUGUGCAGUAUUGCAGCGUUAAAAAUGUCGAUGUUGGCGGCUAUAGGACAAGUAGCCAACCUCGCAGUGGGCCUAACUGCCAACCCUUUGACGAUUAUAGGGCUGGUGCCGAUCUUCGCCGCCGGUUUGGCUUACAUGAGGUAUCUGUCCGUAGAUCCUGAAACGCAUCCUACGAACGUAAGACACGUAAGUGAUGAGUUUUUCCAU